This is a messenger RNA of Hibiscus syriacus, 1002 nucleotides long. RefSeq names its product thioredoxin-like protein HCF164, chloroplastic. Gene Ontology annotation, biological process: cytochrome b6f complex assembly. The record is from RefSeq and is a predicted model, not a curated record. The transcript is spliced from 4 exons. NCBI's taxonomy places the organism in Eukaryota, Viridiplantae, Streptophyta, Magnoliopsida, Malvales, Malvaceae. The coding region runs from base 29 to 817 and encodes 262 amino acids. Gene Ontology annotation, cellular component: chloroplast thylakoid membrane.
AGAUAGCAGCUGGGAAAAAAUAUCUGCAAUGGCUCGCGUCGCCUCGAACCCUCUUUCUCUCCCAAGAUUCAAGCCUCAAUUUCAACUUUCAGACUCCACCACGCGCCUCUUCAAAUCACCGUUCGUUUCCCAGAACAGAACUCGCAAGUUUCAAACCAUUUCCUGUCAAACAAAUCCGGUUCCCACCCAAACAGAACCCUCAGAGAAGGAAAAGGUACUUGUGGAGCCUGAUUCAGUCAAAGAUAGCACUAGCGAAGCUACAACAACUUCGUCUGAUGGAGGAGGCUUUUCUGAAUUUCCAAACAAAAAUUUAAGUAGGCGAAUAGCAGUUGGUUCUACGCUUGCAGCAGUGGGACUUUUCCUGUCAUCGCGAUUGGACUUUGGUGUUUCUUUGAAGGACUUAUCUGCUGCAGCAGUGCCUUAUGAAGAGGCUCUUUCAAAUGGAAAGCCAACUGUUGUAGAGUUCUACGCAGAUUGGUGUGAAGUAUGCCGGGAAUUAGCUCCUGAUAUUUAUAAAGUAGAGCAGCGGUACAGGGAUCGUGUUAAUUUCGUCAUGCUGAACGUCGACAACACGAAGUGGGAACAAGAACUCGAUGAGUUUGGUGUUGAGGGUAUUCCGCACUUUGCGUUCCUUGACAAAGAGGGAAACGAGGAAGGAAACGUAGUAGGCAGGCUUCCGAGGAAGUACUUCCUCGAGAACGUGGAGGCUCUUGCCCAAGGUGAGGCAUCGGUUCCUCAUGCUCGUGAGGUGGGGCAGUAUUCAAGCGCGGAAUCGAGGAGGGUGCACGGGGUUGUUGAUCCCAGAAGUCAUGUGUAGAAUGUUAUCUUGUUUAGAGAAGUAACCCAUUAAUUCCCCCAAGUAUAAAUACGUAUAUACAAAGGUCAACUUAGUUUACUUGUGCAUCCAUCUGUAGUUAUGGUCUUAAUAUACGAAGGUAACCUUUUGCUUGGCAUGAGGGUUAUGUCAUAUAAAUUGGUUUAAAAUCUUGGUUUACAUGAAUU